AUGGGUUUAGAGAAGAGAACGGUAAAGAUCAUUGGGAUUGUGGUAGUGAUUCUACUGGUUAUUGGAUGUAUCCUGGGCCUGGUGUUAGGACUGCUUCUGACCCGUCGCUAUGUCGAGCUGGAGGUCUGGCCUAGGACAGAAGAGUACAGGUGGGAAGAACCGCUGAUUGAGUUCCGACCCAGCGACCCCGGAAGCUGGCACAUCUGGUACUCCCGUAUCAAUGACUUCCUUAGAGACUACGAGACGGCGACUCCUGACCAGCCGCCCCGGGCUCCCUGUUCCACCCACAACCGUCGGGACCAGCAGCUCAGGUCUGACAGCUGCGAGUCAGCCAUGAGAUUUUGGUCUCCAUGCACAGCCGACGAUUUCUACGGGUACCACGUGGGGAAGCCGUGUGUCUUCCUCCGUUUGACACACACACACUACUGGGUGCCGGAGCCCUACAACAUUUCCACGGUAGUACCUAUGGUGUUGCCGCCUGACAUGCCUGAGCACCUAAGGAGAGCUAUGAUGCAGUAUCCAGUCCACCAGUUCGGUGACCACGCGUGGUUGACCUGCGACGGUGAACGCAGCUCGGACAAGGAGAACGUCGGGCCGAUCCAGUACAUCCCGGCCGAGCUGCCCCCGGGGUUCCGGCUGGACCGGCUGGCGACCGCCGACCGCCUGUCCUACUACAUGAGGAACCAACCCGACAGAGUGCCACCACCGCUGAUUGCUGUUUUCUUCGAGAAUCCAAGGCGCGGAGUCUUGAUCAGCGUAGAGUGUCGCAUCUGGACCCGAGACAUUUACUACGACCGCUACAGCCGCAUCGGCCGAGCUCGCUUUGAACUCUACGUCAAUUAA
This is a messenger RNA of Amyelois transitella, 843 nucleotides long. Its product is annotated as sodium/potassium-transporting ATPase subunit beta-2-like. Gene Ontology annotation, biological process: intracellular sodium ion homeostasis; sodium ion export across plasma membrane; potassium ion import across plasma membrane. Gene Ontology annotation, cellular component: sodium:potassium-exchanging ATPase complex. Lineage: Eukaryota; Metazoa; Arthropoda; Insecta; Lepidoptera; Pyralidae. The transcript has 7 exons. The coding region runs from base 1 to 843 and encodes 280 amino acids. Gene Ontology annotation, molecular function: ATPase activator activity. The record is from RefSeq and is a predicted model, not a curated record.